Molecule: messenger RNA, 726 nt
Organism: Trypanosoma cruzi
Lineage: Eukaryota; Euglenozoa; Kinetoplastea; Trypanosomatida; Trypanosomatidae
Exons: 1
Coding region: 1-726 (241 amino acids)
Source: RefSeq, a predicted model, not a curated record
AUGAGGACGGCCUUGCGGUAUCGGUUAGGCAAUGUGCGGGAGUCUGAAUUCACAAGGGCACGACGACUUAUCAAUUCUCAUGAUCCAUUGAGCACGCAGGAGCAGGUGCAGGUGCUUCAUUAUCUUGCAGCAUCCAUGCGCUCAAGUGUGACACUCCUCCGUGUUGUUGCUGUGCUUCAGAUAUUUCUGGCCUUUCUGUUUAUUGCCAUGUUGGCAGCUGGUCACCCACUUGUGUACGCCGUCAUCGAUGAUGCUCCACCAUUGACAUUUGGAGGGACCGUUGCGAUUAUGACGUCGUCUAUUCUUUUAGUGGCAGGUGGGUUGUAUGACAUGCGUACGUGUCGUCGUACUCUUUACAUUGAUGAGGCCGCACUCGUUGAAACGAAUCCCGGCAGAGAACAAGAGACGGGCGUGCAUGCAGGGAGAAGGGACGCAUGUACGGCAGCGUUGGUAGUGACAGAACCGCCGCGGUACCAUUACUUUUUGGGUUUUCUCGCUCUUUGGCCUACGGUGUAUUGGCUAUAUGUGAUGCGUGUCUAUCACACACACAUGGCACAGCAGGGACCCGUGUUUUUUGGGGUUGCAGACAACUGGGUGGAGUUGGUGCUGGUGCUGUGGCAGCCCGUGAUGCACUUUGUUUUUGCAAGGACACUCCGUUCCAUCGUUACCGGAAAGAAUGACCUCCUGCGCCUCGCAAAGAUGAAAUACCGCUACGACAAACUGUGA